CGUGAGUGACGGUAAUUCUGUGCGACUGUGAGAAAUAGGUAGUGCUGCUCACCUUGCAGGCUAUACAAGCUCUACGGAUAUGGCGGCGGCGGCGUCCUUGUCUGUUCCUGCAGGCAAGUUGUACGUCGCUGUCUCUGGUUCGUCCAUCUCGUUGUUACGCCAUGAUUCCUCCUCUUCGUCCUUCGUCGCGACGACGGGCUCUUGUCAGGUGUGCCCGGGCUGCUGCGUUUCGCCUUUCUCUUCUGACGUGGAUGCAUGCCGCCCAUGCACGAUCGCCUUGCAUGGGAUGGACGCAUUCCAGGGCCUGCGCAGCUGCAAACGUUAUCUGAAACUGGCCGGAUCUGCUCCUCUUGGCGGCGCGCAAAGCGUAUCGUCCUUUGCAGAGCAAAUGAAGUCCGUGACACUGCGUGGGGCCUCGACGUCGCGUCCCAGCAGAGGGGUUGUCUCUUGCGAGGCGGGGAUGAAGAUCGUGUUUGUCUCCGCUGAGGUCGGNGCAGAUGUGCAUGCUGCUCACCUUGCAGGCUAUACAAGCUCUACGGAUAUGGCGGCGGCGGCGGCGUCCUUGUCUGUUCCUGCAGGCAAGUUGUACGUCGCUGUCUCUGGUUCGUCCAUCUCGUUGUUACGCCAUGAUUCCUCCUCUUCGUCCUUCGUCGCGACGACGGGCUCUUGUCACGUGUGCCCGGGCUGCUGCGUUUCGCCUUUCUCUUCUGACGUGGAUGCCGGCCGCCCAUGCACGAUUGCCUUGCCUGGGAUGGACGCAUUCCAGGGCCUGCGCAGCUGCAAACGUUAUCUGGAACUGGCCGGAUCUCCUCCUCUUGGCGGCGCGCGAAGCGUAUCGUCCUUUGCAGAGCUAAUGAACUCCGUGACACUGCGUGGGGCCUCGACGUCGCGUCCCAGCAGAGGGGUUGUCUCUUGCGAGGCGGGGAUGAAGAUCGUGUUUGUCUCCGCUGAGGUCGGUCCUUGGAGUAAGACGGGUGGCCUUGGCGAUGUGUUGGCUGGACUGCCGCCAGCGCUUGUCGCCCGUGGUCAUCGGGUGAUGACCGUGGCUCCUCGGUAUGAUCAGUACAGGGACGCUUGGGACACCAGUGUCACGGCGGACGUGGUGGUGGGCGGGAGGACGGAGACUGUGCGCUUCUUCCACUGCCAUAAGCGUGGUGUCGACCGUGUUUUCGUGGACCAUCCUCUCUUCCUUGCCAGGGUUUGGGGCAAAACGGGCGGCAAGAUCUAUGGAGAGACGACUGGGGAAGAUUACCCCGACAAUCAACUCCGCUUUAGUCUGUUCAAUCAGGCGGCUAUCGAGGCCGUUCGACUUCUCGACUUCAAGCACAGCAGCAGCAGCAGCAGCAACUCUCCCUCCCCCUUCCAGGGUCCUUAUGGCGACGAUGUGAUCUUUGUAGCGAACGACUGGCACAGCGCGCUUGUUCCUUGCUACCUCAAGAGCAUAUAUAAGCCACGCGGACAGUUCGUGAAUGCCAAGGUCGCCUUCUGCGUGCACAACGUUCUUUAUCAGGGCCGUUUUGCCGCCACGGACUUCGACCUCCUCAACCUUGGGGAGGAGCUGAGGCCCUCUUUCCGCUUUCUUGAUGGGUACGAGAAGCCCGUCGUCGGGCCGAAGAUCAACUGGAUGAAGGCAGGCUUCGAAGAGGCCGAUGUGCUGCUCACCGUCAGCCCUAACUAUGCAAAGGAGUUGGUUUCUGGGGAAGACAAGGGCAUGGAGCUCAAUCACGUUGCGGAGAGGAGAGGUAUUGUCGGGAUCGUGAACGGUAUGGACGUGCAAGAGUGGGACCCCGCUUCCGACAAGUACCUUGAAGUCAACUACGACGCUUCCAACGUUCUGGAAGUCAAGCCUGGAUUGAAGGAGCUUCUCCAAGCUGAGGUGGGGCUGCCUGUUCUUCCCCACGUGCCGCUGUUUGCCUUCAUCGGCAGACUCGAGGAACAGAAGGGGUCGGAUGUGCUGUGCGCAGCACUUCCCAAGUUGAUGCAGGAGGAGAACGCGCUGCAGAUGGUCGUGCUGGGAACGGGGAAGAAGAGGUUUGAGUCGGAGUUAAAGGCGUUGGAAAAGAGGUACCCGGAGAGGUUCCGUGCCGUGUGCAAAUUCAAUGCACCCUUGGCACAUCUGCUCACCGCUGGGGCGGACUUCAUGGUUAUUCCAAGCCGAUUUGAGCCUUGCGGCCUCAUUCAGCUACAUGCUAUGAGGUAUGGCACGGUACCCAUCGUUUCUGCCACGGGAGGACUCGUUGAUACGGUGACCGAAGGGGUGACAGGAUUUCUCAUGGGUGACUCCUCGUUCGACGUCCGUUGUGACCGCGUGGUCCCCACAGAUGUGCGGAAGGUGGUAGAUGCUGUUUGCAGAGCGACCGAGGUGUAUGGCACACCCGAGUUCGAGUCCAUGAUCCUGGCAGACAUGGCCCAAGAUCUGUCCUGGAAGGAACCGGCGAGGCGAUGGGAGGAGGCGUUGCUCAGCUUACAAGUUGUUGGUGCCCAGCCAGGGGUGGACGGUGAGGAGAUCGCUCCCAAGGCAUUGGAGAACGUCGCCACACCUUAGGAGUCGAGGGGUUGCCCUAAUGCCUGAGGGUGAGAGUGGACAACGACCAUGUGCUUCACAGCUUUUUUUAAGAGUGUGUGGGCUCUCUUGGAUGCUACAGCAGGUAGUGUUCCCAGGUUGGGUGGGGGGAACAAGGUCUGGCUCUCAGAGGAGAAGGAACGGCAGUAGUAUCUAGUUUUGAGCUCCCUUUUUCUGAGGACGUCACUAAGUAUUUUCAUGCAUUCAUGCAUGCAGGUGAAGGACAAUCGUUGUUGUGGAGAGGCUCGUUCUUUUUCCUUCUCUUCUCGUUGUCUUCAGAACGUAUGGUUAGGCGCGGCACUUUUAUUUUAUAGGAUUUAGACACAUGUCGCAAGGCACUGACUAGAUUAUACGGGGUUCCUUUUUUUUUUCUUUUUUUUUCGUUCUUUUAAGAUACGGGGUUCUUUUCGCCCCUUCAUUCAUUUGCUCUGGAUUGGACGCUCUGUUUGGGCCUCGGCCUGUGUAGAUAUAGAACUUCCGCCGUCUCUACGUAGCAAAUGAUGUCUCGGGUUCGUUCGCGCAAUAUAUCAGGAGGAGUGAAGUUGAACUACAUUAUUAUGCAUCGAAUCGAAUCUGAAGGUAUGGGAAGAAAGUGGAUGAAAUCGACGUUGCCAGUAAAAAUCUGUUUUGUUU
Chara braunii is the source of this 3196-nucleotide messenger RNA. Lineage: Eukaryota; Viridiplantae; Streptophyta; Charophyceae; Charales; Characeae. The record is from the annotation of a GenBank genome assembly.